GGGCCGGGAGACCUUGUCAAAGCAGUCAAGUAAAUCUUAAUCCCGAAUUUAUUUUUUCUUGUCGCGUCCGCUCACUGUGCGCCGCGUAAACAGUGGCUCGCUGGAACUGGCCAGGCCAUGGAAGUGUUUCCGAGUGCGCGUCGCCAACCUUUGACGUGCCAGUGUUAAAUUAUAAUUCAAAACAGCCAUGGAAAUCGUAGACGUCGAAGAAUGCCAGCCAGAGCCGUCGGUCGCGACGAGAAAGAGAAGUUUGUGGGCUAAAAUUAACAAUAGGACUACGUACAGCUACUUGUUUAACAUAGUGAUUUCGAUAUUGUUGUUAACGUGUUUAGUGUUAAUAUUGUAUUUCUUUAAGGAAUAUUUGUACGCGAUAUUAGUGUGGGUGGACGAGCAGGACCCUUGGAUAAUCUUUCUGUUGUUUAUGGGGUUGUUCCUGAUAGUGAGUUUCCCAGUGACUAUCGGGUACUUGGUGUUGAUAAUUACGAGCGGAUACCUGUUCGGUAUCGUAAAGGGCCUGGGGACGGUAGUGGUGAGCGCGAACGUCGGGGUGGCGGUGGCGCACUUGACGCUGAAGGCGCUGCGCGGGUUCCUGCCGCUGGACCGGCUGCUGAAGAACGAAACGGCGCGCGCGCUGCUCAAGGUCAUCUCGGGCCCGCAGGCCUUCAAGAUCGUCUUCUUCGCGCGCCUCACGCCCAUACCCUUUGGGCUGCAGAACACUAUAUUUGCUGUGAGCGACAUCAGCGGCUGCGGUUACCACCUGGCAACCAUGCUAGGAUUGUUCCCUGCGCAGCUGAUCAACGUGUACCUCGGCUCCACGCUGCGGUCCAUGCACGACGUGCUGCACGAGUCGCACGCCACGGGCUACGUGGUGUUCGCGUGCCAGAUCUUAAUCGGCAUCACGCUGAUGGUGUGGGUGGUGCAGAAGGCGCGCAAGGAGCUCACGCUCGCCAUCAUGGCGGCCGAGCUGGGCAGGGAGACCCCUUCCACCAGCAGCUCCAGCUAGCCCACGGCGCCCGAGGACAGCCCGGCCAGCCCCGCCAGCUAGCCAGACAGCGCGGCCAGGUCCGGCAGCGUAGCCAACUGGCCAGAGGAUAGUAACCCACGGAACGGAGAGGCGAGUGGUGUCUAUGAGUCCACGGCGCCAGAGGACACCGUGGCCAGUCCUCACAACAAGCCAGAGAAUGUGGCCGUUCCGGCCAAUUAGCCAGAGACUAGGGCCAGGUAGCCAGCGGGGAUGGAAUGGCUAGUGGUGGGUGUCUGCUUGUCCACAGACCUGGACAUAAGUGGGCCACCAGACAGUGUAGUAGAUCAGCCUCCAGGUGACAGUGUAGCUAGAGUGAAGCUGGUCUAUAGGCUUGGAUAUAAGUAGGCCUGAAGGGAGCGCACUUGCGUGCGAUCUGUGAUAUUAGACUAAGUAUUAUUAGGUACCCGGGAGUUCCUUAAGAUGGGCGCUUUCAUCGUCAACGUGGCCUUCACGUUGUAACAGUAUGCAUGAUUGUAUUGUACAGGACGAUAACGAAGGUGGAAAAGAGAUGGACAAUAUGCUACAGAUCGUAGUGGUGAAGUGUGAAUAACCUCUGAGAGAAAUGCUCAUACUUGACUUAUUCUUAGAACUCUUAGAACAUAUUGGUCGUUUAAACUGUGUAACGUAUAGACAUAAAGAUGUAAUUUCAUGAUAUUUUCUAAAACGACCUGUGAGAACUGCCAGUGAUCUCUUUAAUAUUUCUUAAGAACAUUUUGCCUGCAGUUUAAGAGUAGCGCUAACAAAUUUUGUAAGAUGAAACCUGGAGAAAGUGCCCUGAACUCGUCCACACGGUUAACAGACAAGUAGUAAAUCUUGCUGCUAAGACGUCUAGUGUUGAUCAUUUAACCCUUGAGACGUCAACUGACGUGCCCGGCCACAGCCCUAUAUCAACCUUCGUGCCGUUCCGACAAGGUUCACGACGACGCACCACCGCCGACAGGCGUGCCGUUCAAGGGGUUAACAGAUGUUACUAUUGUUAGUAGUGCUAGUACUUACUCGGGAUUUUUGGUUUUUCCUGGCAAAGGCGACAUAUUUAUUUAUCAUUAAUUAUAAACAGUUUUUAAACCGUGAUGCAACAAUAACACAACCUAUUGAUAUGUAAUCUCACUUGAUUUAAUUAUAUUUGUUCUUGAGUAAUGAAUGUAAUGAUAGAAAGGUAUGUCUCUUCAACACAUUUUUCGGGAAGUAAACAUCAGUGAGACAUCAUUGGACAAUGCCACCGCUCUAUUUCCGAGUCAAUACAAUGUGGCACGCGUCCGUAGGCGUAGGUAUUACACGUCGCAGUGGACAUGUUUAAUGUAUCGGAUAAAAAUGCGUCCGAUCGGCAUUCUGGCGAUUAGCCAAGAUGCCACCGAGGCAGACCGAGCGCCACUCAGUUACUCCGCAGUCAGAUGAGUUUCGAUUGAGUCCAACAAGGGCUGUAAAUAAGGGCAAUGAGGAAUGUGAAAGCUAAACCGGGUUAAACCAUUUCCUGUAGUUAUUUUAUCCCGUGUUAACCAGGAGACGACAGCAGCACAGUUAGGUAAAAAAAUGUGGCAUGAAUUGUUCAACAUUUUUCAUUCAAGAGACACUUCUGACAACUUAUGACAACAAAAAGUUAAUUCUUCUUCGUACAGAGUAUAGGAGAGAAAAGGUGGGUGAUUCCUCAUAUUGGGAAUACAUUAUAAUCAGUAAAUAAAUCACUCCCCAUUCCCCAUAACUUUAUUCAACAACCUGUUGUUUGAUUUCUGAGUUUGCUGGGAAUCUAUUUCUAUUCGGAGUAAUCCGGGACGAAACGUUGACUAAUUUUUGCAAGAAUAAAUUAAAACUGUUUUCCGCCACACAAAUAAGCUUGUUUUGCGGCGAUACAUUAUCUAAUCGGAUAAUUCGCGGGGAAACGAUGGAACCAAAUAUAUAUUAAGACGUGCUCACACUACAAUUUUCGACUUCAACAACUUCUUAAAGCAAUUAUAGCAAAAUGUAUAUAAAUCGUAGUUUUUUCAGUCAAGAUACAUAUUAUAUGUGUAAAUACAUAACUUACUAUUUUUUCAAAAAGUAUUUUGUGCUUACAGCAUCCAAAUAUACCUUUAACGGGUAGUUUUCUGAUAUUAAUGAAUGUUGCCAAAUUACGGCGGUAGGCGCGGUAGGGGAAGCGAGUUCGUAUUUUAAUAUUUAAAGUUUACGUUAUGGAACGGGUUUUCGACAAGGUAUUUAUUUUCUAUGAUUACUACUACAAUCAUGACCAUGUUUAGACACAAAAUUAAUAUGAAUUAUUCUAAUAGAUCAAUAUAAGCGGCAAAAAUAUCUGAACAUCAAAUAUUGUCAGCUAUUCAGUGGAGGGUUCAGAUAUUUUUGACCAACAUUUGGCAUUUAUUCUUAUGAGCUCGAGACUAUGUAACGGAUAUGUUAAAAUUAAAUAAUUAUUUAUUGAACUUAGUUUGUAAGCUCCUUCUAAUGUAUCCUAGCUUAAGUAGGUGUUUAUAUUACAAUUAAUAUAUUCAAUUCAAAUAUAAGUGACUUAAGAAACGCUAGGUAUUAGGCUAUUAGGUCUUACCGAUCCCUAUCGACAUUGUAGUUUGGGUUAAUAAUAACUUUUUAGUCAUAAUUAGUUUGGUUUGGGUCUAAUACUCAUAAUUCAUAAUUUAACUACUUACUACUACGUACAUACAAAUGUCUCAUUUGAGAUUUUGGUAACUGGGGCCGAAUUUUAAACUUAUUUGCAUAUGCUAAUGCGCUUUCUGUCCGAAGUCAUGUCAUAAUUGCUACUUAUAAUUAGCUUUUUUAACUAGAACUAAAUACCAGGAAGAGAAAAGAAACUCAACUUCUUUAAAUCUUGUUUUCGCCAUAUAAUUCUAUGGCAUUUGAUUUAAAUUAAAAAAUGUUCUUCCCUUUAAAACGUUUAAGACUGAUUAAUUUCGUGUUUGAUUGAGUAGGUAGCUAUUUGCUUUGCUAUUGAUAUCUGCAUUAGAUACCGUUGACACAAUUAUCUCACCAUUCUUCAACCUUAUUCCCAAGAUAUAAGGUCCAAUAAUGACAGUGGUCGCAGCAGUACCAAGUGGCGACUGAAGUUAUAAUGCCGUCCUUUUCAAUAGCGCUGUGUCUGAACACGCAUGAAAGAGACGAUUAUGACUUCAGUCGCCAAUUAGUAUUGUGGUUAGUAUAGUACCAUCGUCCACGCUGCUAAUUGACUAUUUGUGAGCCCUAUUGCAAGUAUACAAGGGUCAUCAUUGGUCAGUGAAAUGUUGCUGUUGGCUCGACCACUAGCUAAUCAAUCGUUAUCGCUCGCUAGUAGUUAUAUCGUUCUUAUCGUGCAAUAACAGAACUAACGACUUUUUGAUUAGUUGCAUUAAUCUAAUGUUUAUCUUUGUAUGAUAAACGCAGUGACCUUUGGGUUUCUUGAAGAGCAAAAACAAUAUGUAAAGGGUAAACACCUAUGAGAAAAAAAUGAAUACCUAUAUUUGUUUCAGACACCAGCUACCUAAACCACCACCAGCUAUACCUACUUCAUUGCGCAUAACGUCGCCUAAAAUGGCAAACCUCGUAACUCAGGAAUUUGCUAAUUUAUUUAUUAGAGGUAAUACCUAAAGCUGUAAAGUACUCCUGGGUUAACACUUAACAGCCGACGAUGGCAGCCUUUCAAUAUACAAUUCUUUUUAGUUUUUAAAUACUUACAAUUGAACAUGAUAAAAUCCAAUCUAACAACUACAAAUCCAAUACCUACAUAACAUGUUAUUAAAUUUUACUAAAAAAGUUAUAAGUGGAGGAUCUCGUUAUUCUAAAAAAUAUUGACUUAAUAAUAUGUCAAACUUAGCUUCUCGAAAGGUACUUUUUUAAGCUAUAUACCUACUUAAUUACUGUAAUUUGAAUUUCUAAAUUAUUCAACCUAUCCAAUCUUCCAAUUACCUUAUUAAUCUUAUUAUAUCCCCUAAUAAUAUACCUAGUAUCUUCUUGCAACGAAAUUCUAAAACUAUUUAUAUUAAAUUCUAAAUACUGUUGUGUGAAUUAUCACAUGUUUAAUUAAUAAUUAUUUCCAAAUGCACACUAGUAAGUGUACUAGUACUAGUAUGUGUACUGGUGUGCCGCCGGAAAGUUUCCAAAAUUGCUUGAAGUUUCCACUAGGAAUUAUUUCGGAAACUUCUCAUUAUUAUACAGGUAUAGAAAUUUUCAAUUUCCAAAAUGAAAGUUUCCUUUGUUACCUGUGAAACUUUAUUGAAAUUUCCGAGACCUUUUCAAGUUUUUGGAAACUUACCGCACUUGCACAACUAUAAGUGUGUAACUAAUUAAGAGCCUAAUCUAUGUGUAGGUACAUCGACGGAGCUGUGCCAUGAACGCUACGACAUUUCAGUAACCUAAAAGAACCUAGUCUUCUACAAUAAUAAUUCAGUUGCUUACCGACUUUCAGGAAUGUAAAAUGUGCUGAUUUACUGAACUAACAUAUAAAUUAUUAAAGUCACUUUAACUUUUUGCGCUUUUUCUGUUGCAAAAGUUUACUAAUGUUGUAAAAGAUGUUAACUACCACAUUUCAUAGGAUCCUUAUGCUUACUUAGGACGAUGUAGUAAGUCCUUACUCAACUUAGGACCCUUAGGUAUAAAAGACAGCAGAGUGUAACCCUUCUACAUCAUGUCCUCCCUAUCUAAUAAUACAUGUGUAAAUAUGGAGCUGUAUGUAAUAUAACUUAUGCACUUUCUUUGAUAUUGAAAAGUUCUGUGCCAAAUGUUUUUAAAUAAAAAGAUGUGAAUAUUGUGGAUAUUAAAAAUCAUGUAAUUACUUAUGUAUUAAAAUUUUUAGCGUUAGCAGCUAUCGCUUGUUUGCUUUGUAACAUUAUUACAAGGUAUCCCCUUUAUUUCAAAAAUAAUAAUGUGUAAAUUGUAACCCCUUCAUAAGUGUUAAAGUGCUCAGAAUCUUUAACGACGUCACUAUUUUUGUAAUAAUUAAGCAAAUCAAACAAGUAUAAAUUAUACUACCUAAUUGCAUUUAUUGUUAACGAAUUUAUUUUGUUGUUAUUAUGUUUAGUAUAAUAAUUGUUAUCUGGCGACUAUUUUGGUGGUAAACAGUCACAAAGAAGUGGUUAAUCGGAGCCUUAAAGUAAUAGGAUAAAUAACUAAUACACAAUUUGUCUUAUU
Molecule: messenger RNA, 6127 nt
Organism: Cydia splendana
Lineage: Eukaryota; Metazoa; Arthropoda; Insecta; Lepidoptera; Tortricidae
Product: transmembrane protein 64
Exons: 4
Coding region: 188-1003 (271 amino acids)
Biological process (GO): regulation of cytosolic calcium ion concentration
Cellular component (GO): endoplasmic reticulum
Source: RefSeq, a predicted model, not a curated record